CCUCUGGCAGAUCAAUUGUGGUUUCUGCUGGGGUUUGUUGUACGACAAUGACUGGCUCAUUCUGUGGAGCUGUUGGUAGUUUGCUAGCUGCAUCGUCUCUCAGUUUGUUCAACAGCUCGAUGAGAGCACCUUCGCUCGGUUCAUCGGUCGUGUACUGCUCCAAUGCCUUUAGAAAGCCGCGGAAAGCGGAGAUUCCUCGCUUAGAGACGAUUUCAAUAAACUGUAUGACAGUAUCGGUGUCUGAGGCCGAUUUCAGUUGCUGCCUCGAUUCAGACAGCGUUACGCAUCUGUUCCCGAUCAGAUAAGGGCGCAGAUUGUUUAGGUUCACGGCUUUCGUUAUUUCCACGGUGUGGCUUGUGAGGAUCUCUGCCGCAGUGCGGUCGUCCAGCGAGAGCUCGGAAUCGAGCUGGGUACGAGCCGGCGACGGAUACAACUGGAAAUGAAAAACAAUCACUACUAGUCUAUACGUACAAAGAAGUCUUUUACUGUGGUAAAAUCAAACCUGUCCUGCCAUGGCCGCUA
Geodia barretti is the source of this 522-nucleotide messenger RNA. The record is from the annotation of a GenBank genome assembly. NCBI's taxonomy places the organism in Eukaryota, Metazoa, Porifera, Demospongiae, Tetractinellida, Geodiidae.